Fusarium oxysporum Fo47 is the source of this 1590-nucleotide messenger RNA. Its product is annotated as URC4/urg3 family protein. The record is from RefSeq and is a predicted model, not a curated record. The transcript has 5 exons. Lineage: Eukaryota; Fungi; Ascomycota; Sordariomycetes; Hypocreales; Nectriaceae. The coding region runs from base 1 to 1590 and encodes 529 amino acids.
AUGGGCCUGUUUUCUCGUAAAGAUAAGACGCCAAAAGGCGACCAGGCCAUCAACACCUCCCAGUCCAAUGUGAGCGUAAACUCGCAUUCUUCGAGCUUGAGAUCUCCUGCUCCUGGCGCCAACCGCAACCCCCUCAAUCGAACUUCAGCUACUAGCACAUCCCCCGGUGGCCCAAUGUCUCCAGUCAAACUCCCAAAGAUCGAUCUCCCUCGACCUCCGGACCCCCAGCUCGACCCUGCUGGUUACUUGCGAAGUCUUGGUGCUGUGAGAGAGCGAAGCAAGAUUGUCACUGACAAGGCGCUGCGCAAUGAGUUGAAGCAUUUUGAUGUGGACAUGGGCAAGUUUCCCGAUGUGGUUACUUUUGUUACAGGAAUUAUCAAGCGAGACUAUGAUGCCCCCUUCCUCAGCAUUCCCGGCCAUGGUAGAUACCAGCACUUUGCUGUCGGAGGUCGAGAUCGCAUUGCCCAGCUUCUUUCCACCUGGCCCACCAAUGUGGAUAACACAGAGCGAUGCCGACGUUUGAUCGACCUUUUCCUAGUCAGCGUGCUGCUAGAUGCGGGCGCUGGCACUUCCUGGCAAUACAAGAGUAAUGAAAAUGGCCGCGUGUACAGAAGAUCAGAGGGAAUCGCAGUUGCCAGCUUGGAGAUGUUCAAGACUGGAUUGUUUUCUGGAAACCCCAACAACAAAUUCCAGGUCGACAAGGAUGGUCUCAAGAAUCUCACUGUCGAGAAGCUCGCUGCUGGUCUUCAAUCAAAACCUGGCAAUGAAAUGGCUGGUAUUCAGGGUCGCACCGAUCUUCUGAUCCGCCUUGGAGAAGCUUUAGCCGCUAAGGACGAUUUCUGGGGCUUUGAGGGUCGCCCUGGAUGCUUAAUCGACCAUCUCCUCGGCCACCCCUCAACACAAGCUUCGUCUAUGCUUAUCGUUCCCCUGCCCGUCCUGUGGAACGUCCUAAUGACUGGUCUCGCUCCUAUCUGGCCCGCAAACCGAACCGCGAUCAACGGUGUCUCCCUUGGUGACGCUUGGCCCUGCCAGGCUAUGCCUCAACCUGGCGCAUCUCCCAAGGUUUCCGCUUUCCCCAACAGCUCAAACGCCGCUGCUUGGGAGUCUAUUCUUCCUUUCCACAAACUCACCCAAUGGCUCACCUAUUCGCUCAUGCAACCGAUGCAACAACUCCUCAAGAUGCACUUUGCCGGAACAGAAUUGCUCACCGGUCUGCCCGAGUACCGAAACGGUGGUCUUUUCGUCGAUAUGGGUGUCUUGAACUUGAGGAAGGAUGAUUUGGAGAGGGGUCUUCAGAACUACAAUGAGUGGGUGCAACGGACAGGCGCAAAGGGCGUCGAGGUAGCACCCAUGUUUGAGCCCAGUGACGAUGUCAUCGUUGAGUGGAGAGGUGUCACAGUCGGUUUCCUCGAUAUGCUGUGCGUCGAGGUUAACAAGGCACUGAAGCCAGAGCUGGGUGGAAAUGAAUUGACUUUGGCGCAGUUGCUAGAGGCUGGUAGCUGGAGGGGCGGCCGCGAGAUUGCCGAGAUCAACAGACCUAAUACCAAGGAGCCCCCGAUCCUUAUCGAGAGCGACGGCACCGUAUUCUAA